Messenger RNA from Nematocida minor, 915 nucleotides. RefSeq lists its product as uncharacterized. The record is from RefSeq and is a predicted model, not a curated record. The transcript has a single exon. Bases 1 to 915 code for a protein of 304 amino acids. NCBI's taxonomy places the organism in Eukaryota, Fungi, Microsporidia.
AUGGAAGGACCAAUAGAAGACCAUCAGAGAGAUCAGGCUCCAAAAGCCUUUGCACUAGCUCAAAUGACGAAGAAGUGCGGAAGGUAUAUUGCCAAGGUGCCAAAGUCUGCAGGCAGAAAGAUAAAAAAAGGAGUCACUUAUUUGGCUAAAAAAAUCAAGACAAUAUUCAGAACGCUUAAAGGAAAAAAGAUCGGUGAAAAAGAGACAAAUUAUGACGAAGAAAAAGAGACAGAAAGAAUGAAAGCAUCAUCUACCACAGACUCUGCUCUUUUGAAAACCGCAAAACAAAAUGCAAAGUGCAAGAUACAAAUCACAAGCCAAGGAGAAGCACUACCAGAAAUAAUCCAGCCCAUAGAAGCAGAAAGCUCAAAAAAGAGCACAGUGGAGACAAUAGCUUAUCUAUGCAAACAGAUGGAAGACAUGGAGAGGAUCAUAAAAGAUAAAACCCACAGUGAGCCAGUGCCUGCAUCUAUUUCACUAGAGCUCAUUUCUUACAUGGAAAAGAACGGCAUAGGCAGGUAUGCCGAGCUAAAUGAAAUAAAAACAAAGUAUCACGCAGAUGUGAGAAGCCAGAAAGAUAAAGAAGAUGUUAAGCUGGUAAACAGCACCGAGGCUCGGAGUGCUGUUAUAGAUGAGCUGAAGCCAACUCUUUACCUGAAGUAUAUGUUUGCCCAGAGCUCUGAGUUCAGGAAAAGCUACAGCUCUCUGUACGACAGUAUUAUAUUUUCAUUAGCCGCAAAAGCAGCACCUACCAACAGAAGCAUCACAACUGUUCUUCUGUAUGCCAGUGUUGUAAAACAAAUUAAAAUGCACAUUAUGUCCAGCACAUGCAAAUUAGAAUCAAAAAAGCCGAUUUUCGAUCUGUACACAUACAAAAAACACGAGUACAUUCAGAAGCAGAGACCGAGCAUAUAA